Molecule: messenger RNA, 3987 nt
Organism: Hippocampus zosterae (dwarf seahorse)
Lineage: Eukaryota; Metazoa; Chordata; Actinopteri; Syngnathiformes; Syngnathidae
Product: fibronectin type III domain-containing protein 7-like
Exons: 10
Coding region: 762-2666 (634 amino acids)
Molecular function (GO): protein binding
Source: RefSeq, a predicted model, not a curated record
AAAUAUGUAAACAAAAUUAUUCUCUGUAUUCUUUACGUCAUAUUAUUUCCACUUAGUCGAGUGGCUUUCAAUGUUAUUUUAAAUAACAGUGAAAGCCACUCGAUAAAUAACUUUUUUAUUAUGGUAGAGAUUUUAACCAAUCAUAUUUCAGCUAGCUUGUGUUGCCAGGUAAAUUAAACUUGCUCGGAGCCUUCAGAUGAAACAGAGCAGGCCCCUGUGCGCUCUAAAUGAACGGGCACAGUCAGGUUGCAAUAGCCAAUCAGAUCACGAGUGUGCGCACCAGGGCCAGCUAGAAUGCCUUACGUCGAGACCGGACGUGCGCGUUUGGUGAUUGGAUUAGCGCCUGCUAGAGGGAGCUAUCACUGCACUUUAAUCUAAAAUGGCCGAAGAAGAAGACGUUGAUCUGGUUGCAGAACUACUUUCCACACAAUUUUCAAAACGAACCUUCCACAAAAAGCUGGAUAUUGUGAGAAAAGGUCGCCGAACUCCUGCGCUAGCUAGUCUGUCCCAGCAAGGAAAAGGGCUUGUCUGUCAUUUUCAGACGAACAAUUAUGAACGGUACCCGUGGCGCACAGCCUCUGAGAAACGCUCCAAAUUGUACUGCUGGGAAUGCCGAUUGCUUGCAACGGACCAAUUUGGUGUUUGGAGCCACACUGGAUUUACCCAUUUAAGUUGUUUUACCAAGGCAGCAAGGAAACAGAGCACGGCUGGGCACUUACAAACUACGGUGCGUUUAAAAACGUUUGGAGACACUCGCGUAGAUGUGCAGCUCAGUGAACAGGCACUACAUUGUUUUGCCCCCUCUUCAGCCCUCCACUUCUUCUUCCAGUAAUGACAGCAUUUUUAUAUCCUGGGACCCGAUUGAUGGUGCUGUCCAGUACACUGUGGCCCUGUACGAGGUUUUCUCCAACACAGCCAUGAAACACAACACCAGCAGCACUAAUGUGACACUCUCUGGACUGGAAGCUGGCUCACUCUACAUGAUCAUGGGGUAUGGCUGGGAUGCUGAAGAGCGAAAGGGAGAGGGAAGCUUGUACAUCAACCAGACAACACGACCUCCGACGCCGACUUCCGUUGAAGUCUCUGUGGUGAUGAUUGGCGACCAGUCUGUACUGUCUGUCUCAUGGGAAUUAAAUCAGCAGGUUUAUGGCAACAUAGAAUACUAUGUGAUGAGUGAUCAGAGCCUCAGUUGUAACGCCACAUCCGGCUCCUGCAUCCUCUCACCAGUGGGCUGUGGAGAGGUGCACACUAUCCAGAUUGUCCCCUCCAAUGAAGCAGGGCACGGCUACCCUUCAAGUCCUGUUGAGUUCAUCACCUUCCCUUGCCCACCAACAUCUUUAGCUUUGGUGGUGUCAGUGGAAGGAAACUGCACUCUGUCCUGGGAUAUGGAGCCCCUUGCGGAUAGCUACAUGGGCUACAUCAAGACAGGUGACGGUAGUGAAGAGACGUGCAACACUACCGGCAACAACUGCACCUUCCACUGCCAAUGUGGCUACAUGUUCCAGAUGUAUGUGUUUGCCUACAACUAUGCCGGCUCCAGUCCUCAAGGACCUCAUGUCAACCAUACCACAUUGCCCUGUUGUCCAGAGGAUGUAUCUGUCUCCCUGGUGAGCACAGAAACUCUGGAGAUCACAUGGGCGGCAUCUCGUGGAGCAGAUCUGUAUGAGACUCGAGCAGCGGAUAUUUCAGAAGUCAUCCUGUGCAAUGACACUGCACCAGUGUGCGCCCUCUCCGACCUGAGCUGUGACAGUGCCUACAGUGUGGUUGUAACACCCUGCAAUGACAUGAGUGGCUGUAAUCUUGGAUGCAAACCUCACACCAAAGACACAGCCCCCUGCAUGCCCACGUAUAUCCAGCUUGAUCCAAAAAACUCUUCCUGCGUCAGUGUAAGCUGGACAGCAAACAACCGUGCUGCCAAUUACAGUGUGAGCGCAGUGGGAGAAGAUGGCACGCGUACCUGCACUUCGAGUGGAAGUAGUUGUGACAUCACAGGUCUGCCCUGCGGAUCCAUCUAUGAGGUCACUGUCCUAGCAACAAGCGCUGCUGGACAGAGUUUAUCCAGUUACUCUGAAACACUAGAAACAGAACCCUGUUGUCCCCCCAGUCCCACUGUGCACCAAGUCACUCAGGCAAUGACCAAUGUAUCAUGGUCUCACGCGAAAGGUGCUUAUACAUUUUUGACCUCAUUGACAUCACCGCGUGGUCAUGCAAGCUGCCACACUCAGGACUUCCACUGCCUCAUGGGAUGCAUCACUUGUGGCACAAACUACACAGUCACCAUGGAGGCUUUCAGCCACAGCGGACGCAGUGUCAACUGCACAUAUCAGGGCUUCUCAUCCAGUGCAUGUUGUCCAUCAGGCGUCAGGGUGUACAAGAUGGCUGGAAACUCUUUGCGGCUGCACUGGCGCACCACUGGUAGCAACCACCGUUACAUAGCCGAAAUCAUGGGCAGCGACAACUCCUACAACUGUACUACAUCUGCGGGAGAGAGCAGCUGCGAUAUUGCAAACGUCCAAUGUGGAGACGUUUAUCAUAUAGUGGUAGCUCCAUUGACACCAGAGGACAGCAAAGUCUCAUUUUGUGCUGAAAGGGUUUAUUCAGUCACUUGCACAGGAAGUGAUGUUGGUACAGUGAUUUACAGAGGCAAAAGAAGUGUGGAUCAGUAAGGUAAGUACUCUAAAUAUAUAUUGCAAAUUAAUUUGUACGAUAUUUGUAGCAUUAACACAAACAACUGGCACAGAUUUGACAUUUAAAAUGGUGUUGUGUAAUUGCAUCUAUUUUGUAGCCACGGCCUGGUGUCAUGUCAGUAACUAUCUCACCGUAACUCCUCCUCAUCAUCAUCAUCAUCCUCAUCAUCAUCAGCAAUCAGCAUCUUCCCUCCUCGUUUGGACACAUAAUAUCCACCAAUUGUUUAGGCAUCUUAUCGUUUGUCCAUGUUUAAUUUUCGGUGUUGGUCUUUUUGAUACUUUCAUGAUGAUUGUGUAUCUGAAAAACAUUAGAUUAUGGAAUCGUAAUACAACCAAGCACCCAACACUCAUGCCCAAUCGAGGACUUAAUUUUGAUAAGCACAAGUGGCUACAGUUGACCUGCUCUUACAGUAGCUUGCAGAGAUAUAAUAUGCAUUAAGCCCUGACUGCCUGAAAUGUGAUGGCCUCAUUUGGAAAAUUGUCACUAACAGUUUAUAUUUUGAGAUGUCUUCCUUAAAAGUCAUUCCAAUUGGAAAAUAACACUUUUCUCUCGUGUAAUUGAUAUUAUCUCAUCUCCACUGCAGCCAAGUCUCCUCAAGGCUCUCGCAGGGCUCAGCCAAAUGUAUUAUUGUGAGCGUAAAAAUGAAUGUCAGGGUAGUCACGUUACAUCUCCAGAAGUUUUUGGCAAAUUUUGAUUUUUCAAGAUUUUUUUCACAGUAUUGAUUGGCUCAAGUGAAUCAACUGUAAUACAGUACAUCAUUCUUGUAGUGAAUUGCAUUACAUCAUAAUUGAAAUGAAUCUUGUUGCAACGGAUCGGAGAAGCUUCAGAAGUAUUUUGACUCUAUCUGUAUAAUUGACGGCGAUGCACAUGCGCCAAAAAGCUUGCCAUUCGAAACCUCCCAUUCAACCCUUCAUUUUCCAGGCCGAGCUGACAUUCAAAUCAACAACACUUGACGUGAGGCCAGCCAGGUGCACCACCACUCAUUUGGGGCCCUGUGAACAAAAAUAUCCCUCUGUGUGCCACCACUUCCACACUUUCGCCACAUAUUGAAAAUAUACAGUAUAUAGUAUUUUCUAGGCCCCCUUUCAGUGAGCCCAUCUCUUAAAAUCAUCAUGACUUUUCUCCACCUCACGGUACCCAUGGUUGACACGUCAAUGAUAACCACUUACUGUAACAACUGUGCUGUUCUUCUACACCGCCCUCGUGAUUUUAUACAUUUGAAAUUGAAAAAAAUUGAAUUUGGCAUUCUAUCCAUUCAGAGCCAUUUUUAUAGGAAAUCUUACAGGUAGGAAGCCUCCA